Messenger RNA from Durio zibethinus, 1363 nucleotides. Lineage: Eukaryota; Viridiplantae; Streptophyta; Magnoliopsida; Malvales; Malvaceae. The record is from RefSeq and is a predicted model, not a curated record.
UUUACAGUAAUUGUUAUGGCAAGCAUCCGCUUCGUUUCCUCGAGUAUCAUCCAGGCUGAAAGCUCCGGGAAAGAAACUGACAGGAUUGAGCUAACUCCAUGGGAUCUUCAACACCUUUUAGUAGGCUACCUACAGGGGGGAUUGCUUUUCCAUAAGCCUAAACCGCAAGAGGAACGACAGAAGGCCUUGAUCCACCACUUGGAAACCUCUCUUUCACGUACGCUAGACUUCUUUUCCCCGCUUGCUGGUCGCAUUGCCAUCAUUGAACAUGAAGAUAAAACCACUUCUUUUUUCAUUGACUGCAACAACGCUGGAGCCUUAUUUGUCCAUGCUGUAGCUGAGAAAGUAACCAUUUCUGAUCUCAUUGAACCCGUCUAUGUUCCUGAAACUUUUGACUCUUUUUUCCAAUUGGAUGGGAUUAAGAAUAUAGAGGGUACUUUGAAGCCAUUGCUUGCAGUUCAAGUAACUGAGCUUGUGGAUGGUAUCUUCAUUGCCUGCAGCAUCAACCAUUCUGUUGUUGAUGGUGCUUCGUUUUGGCUUUUUUUUAAUUGUUGGUCAGAAAUUUCUCGUGGUUCUGAUCAUUUACCUAAACCUCCCAUAUUUCGACGACCGCUUCUUGAUAGUACAAAUUAUCCCAUUCGCAUUCCUCUAAUAAAAGAGCAAGUUAAAGAUCAGUUCAUUCCACCACCAUUGCAAGUAAAAAAAUUCUAUUUCACUAAACAGAACAUUGUGAAAAUCAAAACAAAAGCUAAUGCUGAGAUGAACACUAACAAGAUUUCCUCUCUUCAAGCACUCUUGUCACUUUUUUGGUUGUCCAUUAUGCGCAAUAGGCACCUUGAUCCCAAUCAAGAGACCACCAUUUUUAUAGUAAUUGGUCUUAGACAAAAAUUGAAGCAGCUGCCAGAACAAUAUUUUGGAAACGCAAUUCAGAGUGCAAUGGUAACUUUGAAAGCAGGGGAGCUGGUCGAGAAAGGGCUUGGAAACGCAGCAUGGCAAAUAAACAAGAUUGUUACCAAUCACACACAGGAAAAAUUCAUGAACUUUUUGGAGUCUUGGGCAAAGAGUCCUAGGCUAUACCAAACAGGUCAAAUGAUGGAUAAUGCUUUGUUAACAGCCAAUUCACCAAGGUUCGAUAUUUAUGGCAAUGAUCUUGGGUGGGGAAGACCGAUUGCAGCGGAUCAUGGGGCAGGGAGCAGGCUUAGUGGGAUGUUGGUAGCGUCUCGUGGAGUGGAAGAAGGAAGUAUUGAGAUUAAAAUUUGCCUCUCGCCUGAGACAUUUCAGGCCAUGGAAAAUGAUGAAGAGUUCAUGGCUGCAUUAACCAUAUGAUAUCGGUCCUCCACUGUUAUUUUUAAUCACCUAAUGC